This is a messenger RNA of Trichoderma virens Gv29-8, 1074 nucleotides long. RefSeq lists its product as uncharacterized. Lineage: Eukaryota; Fungi; Ascomycota; Sordariomycetes; Hypocreales; Hypocreaceae. The transcript has 3 exons. Gene Ontology annotation, molecular function: methyltransferase activity. Bases 1 to 1074 code for a protein of 357 amino acids. The record is from RefSeq and is a predicted model, not a curated record.
AUGGUUGAAGACGACGCAAGUAGCGGGCCAAUUCCAAGCCGCGCCAUUUGCCCUCCGUCACCUGUCUCAACCAAUUCAGCCAUCACCGUGGGCACAUCCCAAGACGCGGUCCGCAUCAAAAGUAUGGAGCAAGGCGAAUAUAUCCCCGAUGAUGACAGUUGGGACGACACGCGUAGUCUCACCGAAAGCAUUCGUCAGCACAUUAUCGACGGAGGCUUACGCUACCAUGCGUAUCACGCUGGGCAAUAUGCCUUCCCCAACGACGAGACAGAACAGUACCGUGACGACCUCAAGCACAAUCUGACCAUCCACCUUUGCGAGGGCUCCUAUUAUUAUGCCCCUAUCCAUGAGCGGCUGCAACAGCCAGGUGCUGAAGUUCUCGAUUUAGUGGCUGACAUGUAUCCAAAUGCGACAUUUCACGGAAUGGAUCUUUCGCCUAUCCAGCCUGAUUGGGUCCCAGAGAACGUGCUCUUCGUUGUCGACGAUAUCGAACAUGAAGCUGGAUGGACGUAUCCCGAAAAUUCUUUUGAUUAUAUUCAUAUUCGCCACACCGUCCACUCAAUAAGAAACCGAGCUGAAUUGUGGGAUCGAGUUUAUAAACACCUGAAACCCGGUGGUUAUGUCGAGGUUCAAGAGUUCCAAUACGCUGCUGCCUGCGACGACGAUUCGUGUAACGAGCCAUACGCCUGGCGUGACUUCUUGCGAUACUUGACGGAUGGCCUCGCCGUCCUCGGUUCAAAUCUCCAUGGCAUCCUAAACGUUCAGAGCGAGCUUGCUGCUGCUGGUUUUCAAGAUCUACACCGGUUGGAUCUGAAAUGUCCCAAUGGCCCGUGGCCAAAGUCAAGACGGCUCCAAGAAUGCGGCCACAUCCUCCGGGAUGUCAUCUUAUGGGGCCUCGUUGGACUGGCCAGACGGCCACUUCAUCAUGGGCUUGGAUGGACGCCCAUUCAGAUUGAGAUGUUCCUCGUCGAAGUCCGAAAGUCUGUCAUUGCAGAGCGUAAUGGCUUACCAAAGUUCCAUUCAUACUUUCCUUUCCAUAACAUAUACGGUCGAAAACCCCUGGACGCUGCUUGA